Messenger RNA from Drosophila innubila, 2839 nucleotides. Its product is annotated as 25S rRNA (cytosine-C(5))-methyltransferase nop2. The transcript has 3 exons. Gene Ontology annotation, cellular component: nucleolus. Gene Ontology annotation, molecular function: rRNA (cytosine-C5-)-methyltransferase activity; RNA binding. NCBI's taxonomy places the organism in Eukaryota, Metazoa, Arthropoda, Insecta, Diptera, Drosophilidae. The coding region runs from base 113 to 2728 and encodes 871 amino acids. Gene Ontology annotation, biological process: rRNA base methylation; maturation of LSU-rRNA. The record is from RefSeq and is a predicted model, not a curated record.
UUGUUAGCUCGCCAGUGUUUAAUAACACCGCCAUAGUCGCCGCACGUGGAGGGCACACAUUUUUUAAAAACAUUUCUUUUGCCAGCAAAACGUGUGCUAAUCUAACUUAAACAUGGGACGUAAAGCGGAAUAUGGUGAAAAACCAAAGAAGGGACCCGGCCGUAAGGCGAGAAAACAGGGGGCGCCAACAUUUCCCAAGAAAACGUUUGCGCCGAUGGAGGAUGAGGACAAGAAAUUAACACAUCGACAGAAGCAGCGAGUGGUAAAGCGGGAGCAAAAGAAAGUGGUGCAAAAGGCAAAACUAAAGGAGAAGCGUGCACAGCAGCCGCAACAACGUAAGCAAAAGAAAUACAACAGCGACAGCGAGCCAGAGGAGGAGGAGGAAUUGGUGAAGCAACAGGCGGAAUCAUCAGAGGAAGAAGUGCCACAAUUGGUGCCAAUCAAACAAAAGAAACAAAAGUCAAAUGGCUACACAGAUGAAAAUAAAGAUUGGCUAAAGCUGAAGUCGAAGAAACAACAACAGAAAAAGAAGCCAGACUCGGAUGAGGAGGAAGUAGAUGAAGAAGAGGAAGAGGAGUCUGAAAAUGAACUAGAAGCAAGCGAGGAAGAUGAAGAGGAAGACGGAGAGGAGAUGGAAGAAGAAGAUGAGGAUGAGGAUGAUGCACAAGUUGGUAAAUUGGAUGAUCUGUUCGACGAUGAUGAAGCAGCUUCCGAUGAUGACAGUGAAAAUGAAGAUGAUGAUGAAGAUGACAGUGAUGAUGAUGAUGAUGAUGAUGACGAUGAGGACGAUGAUAAGCUGCCCAUUGAGCGCGCCAACAAGAAACUAAAGAAACGUCUGGCCAAGGAAGCCAAAUUGGCCGAUGAAGAGAUGCAAAUGACCGUCGAUCAGUCGGAAAUCUUUCAAUUGCCUGAAGCCGGCAAAGAAAUUGAUGAGGAAAUGUCACUGCAAGAUGUGCAGCAGCGUAUCAAGGACAUCACACAGGUGCUCACCGACUUUGGCAAGUAUCGCCAGGAGGGACGCUCCCGCAGUGAAUAUGUGGAUCAACUGCGUCGAGAUCUGUGUCUCUACUACAGCUACAACGAGUUUCUAAUGGAAAAAUUGAUGGACAUAUUCAAACUGAGUGAUCUGCUGGAAUAUCUGGAGGCAUCCGAGGUUGCACGUCCUCUGACCAUACGCACGAAUUCACUGAAGACGCGUCGUCGUGAUCUGGCUGGCGCUUUGAUCAAUCGUGGCGUCAAUCUGGAUCCCUUGGGCAAGUGGACCAAUGUGGGUCUGGUUAUAUUCAACUCGACGGUGCCACUGGGCGCCACGCCGGAGUAUCUGGCUGGACAUUAUAUGAUACAGGGUGCAUCCUCAAUGCUGCCAGUGAUUGCACUGGCUCCGCAGGAGAACGAACGUGUGCUGGACAUGUGCUCCGCUCCGGGUGGCAAGGGUUCUCACAUUGCGGCCGUGAUGAAGAAUACGGGUGUGCUGUUCGCCAACGAUGCGAAUAAGGAUCGCAUCAAGGCGGUGGUGGCCAACUUUCAUCGCCUGGGCAUUGUGAAUGCUGUGGUCAGUUGCGAGGAUGCCACCAAGUUCCGCAAUAUAAUGACCGGUUUUGAUCGUGUGCUCCUCGAUGCACCCUGCACGGGCACCGGUGUUGUCUCCAAGGAUCCCAGUGUCAAGACGACCAAAUCAGAGAUCGAUGUGCAACGUUGUUACAAUUUGCAGCGUAAGCUUCUGCUGACGGCAAUUGAUUGUGUGGACGCGAAAUCCUCAACUGGUGGUUAUAUUGUCUAUUCGACGUGCUCCGUGCUGCCCGAGGAGAACGAGUGGGUCAUUGAUUAUGCUCUGAAGAAGCGCAAUGUUAAGCUGGUGCCGCUGGGCAUUGAUUUUGGAGAGCCCGGUUUUACCAAGUUCCGUCAGCAUCGCUAUCAUCCCAGCUUGAAUCUGAGCAAGCGUUUCUAUCCGCACACGAACAACAUGGACGGCUUCUAUGUGGCCAAGCUGAAAAAGUUCUCCAACACCAUACCCAUAACCCAGGAAGAGCAGGAAGCGGAUGAGAAGCAAUUGAAUGAUGCCAUUGCAGCUAAUGAAACCGAGAAGAGCAAGAAAACAGGCAAUGAGGAGGAGGCGGAGGAAGAUGAGGAGGUAGGAAAGACAGGUGGACCACGUAAAGCGCUGGGCAAACGUGCGGGAAAACCCAAUCUUACUGAUGUGGAACAGGAUCUGAAGAAGAAGAAGCUCGAACUGAGCAAAACAAAAUAUGUAGCCAAUGUAUUUGAAAAGCCCAUCAAAGUGCCGAAGAAACCCAAGGCAGACAAGCCCACUCCGGACUCCCAAGAAGCCACAACAAACGGCAACAAAUCCGAGAAGCCAUCCAAGAAAGUGCAACCAACUGAGCCCAAGAAGAACGGACCAAGUGAAGGCAAAAGUAACAAACCCGAAAAACAAACGAAGAAAGUGCAACAAACUGAACCUAAAAAGAACGGACACAGUGAGAGCAAAAGUACGCCGCCUAAAUCACAAUCCCAACCGAAACCGAAACCGAAUCCCAAAUCGAAACCGGCAACAAAACUAACUGAGAAACUGUCCAAGGCGAAGCGUGUGGAUGUGGAUGAAGUGCCGCUGCUGGAGGGAAAACCCAUCAAAACGCAACACAAGCUCAAUAAAAAUAAGACCAAGAAAAUUGGUCAGCUGAAGAAAUCCAAACCACAAGCGGAUAAAAAGCAAAGGUUCAAGAAAUAAAUCCCCAUAAACUCCCAAUUAGUAUAUAGAAUUUUACUAAAUUCAAUUGUUGGACACGUUUCGGAGCUGAAAUUAAUUAAGCUAAGCAGAAAGUCUUUUAUAAUAAAUAAA